Messenger RNA from Chanos chanos (milkfish), 2391 nucleotides. RefSeq names its product protocadherin gamma-A11-like. NCBI's taxonomy places the organism in Eukaryota, Metazoa, Chordata, Actinopteri, Gonorynchiformes, Chanidae. Gene Ontology annotation, molecular function: calcium ion binding. The record is from RefSeq and is a predicted model, not a curated record. Gene Ontology annotation, cellular component: plasma membrane. The transcript has a single exon. The coding region runs from base 1 to 2391 and encodes 796 amino acids. Gene Ontology annotation, biological process: homophilic cell-cell adhesion.
AUGUGGCAAAGGCUUGCUUGUGUUAUGGUCUUUUUCGUAUGUGGAGUCCAUACCCAAGUGAGUUAUUCCAUUCCGGAAGAAAUGGGUAAGGGCUCUGUGGUUGGAAACAUAGCGCAAGAUUUGGGUUUGGAUUUACAAAGACUGAAGUCUGGUAAAGCACGCAUAUACGUCGCGGACAGCGUGGAAUACAUCGAAUUGGAUAAAGGGAGGGGUUUACUUCUGAUAAAGGAGAAAAUAGAUCGUGAGGUGCUUUGCGCAAAAACGACUCCUUGUGCUUUGCAUCUCCAAAUGAUUCUGGAAGACCCAAUGGAAUUGUAUACAAUAACGGUAGAAAUCACGGACAUAAAUGAUAAUGCUCCCAGUUUCCAGGAAAAGGAAAUUACUUUUGAAAUCAGUGAAUCAGCUGUCAUCGGGGCGAAAUUCAUGCUGGAGAAAGCACUCGACCCAGACGUUGGGAUAAAUGGUCUGCAGAACUACUCCCUGAAACCUACUGAUUAUUUUUCUUUAAAAUCACAGAGUCAAGGAGCCGGUAGUAAAAACGUCGAAAUGGUAUUGCAUAAAAACCUUGAUCGAGAAAAACAGGAGCGCAUGUCUUUAUUGUUAACAGCUGUCGAUGGCGGCGAACCACAGAUGUCUGGCACGAUUCAGAUACAUGUUACUGUACUAGAUGUUAAUGACAAUGCUCCUAUCUUCAGUCAGAAAAUGUAUAAGGCCACUUUAACAGAAAACUCACAGAAAGGCUCUAUAAUUACGGUGGUUAGCGCCUCUGAUGCCGAUCAAGGUCCCAAUGGUAAGAUUACAUAUUACAUUUCAAAGACAGAGGGUGGGGUCAGGGACCUUUUUACUAUAGACCAAUUAAGUGGCGAGGUUACUCUAAACGGUGAGGUUGACUAUGAAAUGGCAAGUAACUAUGAAAUCGAUAUUCAAGCAAAAGAUCAAGGAGGUCUCUCUGAUUCAUGUAAGUUGUCUAUUGAUGUGUUAGACAUUAAUGAUAACAAACCCAUUAUCAAAAUACUUUCUAUGUCCAGUUCCAUUUCUGAGGAGUCUCCGCUCGAAACAGUAAUCGCAAUGAUUAAUGUGAAUGACCCUGAUUCUGGCUCAAAUGGUCAAGUACGCUGUACCAUCGAAGACAAUGUCCCCUUUGACAUCACAUCUUCAGUAGGUAGGUCUAAUUUCUUCAACCUCCGAACCCAGCAGAAACUUGAUAGGGAGAAAAACGCAGAGUAUAAUAUCAGUGUAACGUGCACUGAUGAUGGAGCGCAACCGCUUUCCAGCAGUGCCUCCUUACGUCUUCAUAUCAUAGAUGUGAAUGACAACGCUCCCGUGUUUGAGAGAAACUUCUAUGAGGCUCAUAUCUUAGAGAACAAUGCACCAGGUCAUUCCAUAUUCACAGUAAAGGCAAGUGAUACUGACUGGAAACAGAAUGCUCGUGUUUCAUACAUUCUUGUGGAGAGCGCUGUUAAUGGUGUGUCAGUCUCAUCGUAUGUGUCAGUUAAUGCUGAAAGUGGAGAUAUCAGUGCAGUGCGUUCGUUUGACUACGAACAGCUAAAGGAAUUACAUUUCUGCAUAAAAGCCCAGGAUGGUGGCUCACCUCCUCUCAGUAGUAAUGUUACAGUGAAAAUUAUUAUCCAGGACCAGAAUGACAACGCACCUCAGAUUCUUUAUCCAGUACAAGCUGGUGGAUCCGUGGUAGCUGAAAUGGUGCCUCGUUCAGCAGAUGUUGGCUACCUCGUCACUAAAGUUGUGGCUGUUGAUGUGGACUCUGGACAGAAUGCCUGGCUCUCCUAUAAACUACAGAAAGCCACAGACAGGGCUCUGUUUGAAGUUGGAGCACAGAAUGGAGAAAUAAGAACAGUGCGUCAGGUCACUGACACAGAUGCAGUUAAACACAGGCUUAUUGUUGUGGUGGAAGAUAACGGACAACCCUCUCGUUCAGCUACAGUCACCGUGAAUGUAGCUAUUGCAGACAGUUUCCCUGAGGUCAUCUCAGAGUUCAACAGCCUUAACCCUGAAUCGAAGUAUAGUGACAGUCUGACGUUUUAUUUAAUUUUGGCUCUGGCUGUGGUUUCAGUGCUCUUCAUUUUUUCUUUAAUCGCCAUAAUUUCGCUGAAAAUUUUCAGAUGGAGCCGGGAAAGACAGUUUUAUAAAUCUGCUGCAAAUCUACCAGUGAUUCCAUAUUACCCACCAGUCUACGCUGAUGGUACUUUACAGCGCGUAUAUAAUUAUGAGAUGUGUGGAACAACUGAUUCCAGGAUGAGUGACAUCAAGUUUGUCAGGCCUUACAGCCAGAAUACACUGGUGAAUGUCAGUCAUGGAGGAACAGUGAGGAGAGAAGAAAGAGCACAGGAGGAUGCUGAUCCUUCUUUAGAGGUGAGACUUUUCUCAAUCUGA